Messenger RNA from Musca domestica (house fly), 616 nucleotides. RefSeq lists its product as uncharacterized. The transcript is spliced from 4 exons. Lineage: Eukaryota; Metazoa; Arthropoda; Insecta; Diptera; Muscidae. Bases 16 to 504 code for a protein of 162 amino acids. The record is from RefSeq and is a predicted model, not a curated record.
UCAGAUAUAGAGCCUAUGUCUUCAGUCACUAUACAUGGUGAAAAUAACGCAUCGGAUUCGGAAGAGAAUAAUACGACAGAUUUUUCAUCUUUUGAAACUGUAUCAAGAGGACAAUUUGAUUUAUCAAGAUUAUUUAAAUUCUCCUUGAUCACAUAUGACGAUUCAGAAUUUUGUGUCGUAAAUUCCAAAUCUAUAACACAAAUCCAAGGAGAUACGUGUGUGGUGAAAUGUAAAGGCGGAAAAUAUGCAGCUAAAUUAAUUUCGACUAGCGAUACUUCUUGCGGAAAAACAAAAAAAUGCCGGUGGACAAUCGAUGAGCAAGAAGCUUUGACUGCUGAAUUUGGGGAUAUUUCUUCAAUGGAAAAGUUGCCAUCUCUCAAGGAGUGCAUGAGGGUCGUGUCUGAAAAUGAAGUGCUACGCUGCAGAACCCCAGCACAAGUAAAAACGUUUAUAGACAACAAACAGAAAAAAGGCAAAAAAAUUAAGCAAUCUCUUCAACAAUAAUUUUCCAAAACCCUUUUCGGGUAGUUAUUUUACAAUGCAAUCUUGUUAAAUUAAUAUAUGCACAAUGUGCACUAAAUCUUGUAUUAAUUUCAUAUUGUAGAUACAAAACAUU